Molecule: messenger RNA, 3379 nt
Organism: Acanthochromis polyacanthus (spiny chromis)
Lineage: Eukaryota; Metazoa; Chordata; Actinopteri; Pomacentridae
Gene: zbtb40
Product: zinc finger and BTB domain containing 40
Exons: 12
Coding region: 372-2945 (857 amino acids)
Biological process (GO): regulation of transcription by RNA polymerase II
Cellular component (GO): nucleus
Molecular function (GO): protein binding; DNA-binding transcription factor activity, RNA polymerase II-specific; RNA polymerase II cis-regulatory region sequence-specific DNA binding
Source: RefSeq, a predicted model, not a curated record
AUCUUUAACUUGGGCUGCUGCUUACGUGAUGUAGACCACUUGAUAAAGAAACUGUAGCUUACAGCGUGUGGCGCGACGCUCUUUGGUUCUGGCUGAACGAUUAAUCGAUAUCAGAAUGUGCAGGUUGUAAAGGCUGAAGUUUAGGAUGUUCAUUUUGUGUUGUCUGGCCCAGAGCUGAUCAUUUCUUCAUGAUGUGAAUCAUGUUGAAUGUACAAUACUGAGCUGUGAAUCAGCUGUUCAGUGUUGAUGUGACGGUCCUGUUGGGAAUAUUUAAUUAAUUUAGCUCAGUCUUCGCUAAUAAAAAAGAACAAAUACACGUUUGAAGGAGACCAGAGGGAGCAGAACAUUCUGCCUUCAGACCACUAAACAAAAUGAUGGAGUUACCGAACUACAGCAGCCAGCUGAUGCAGCAGCUGUGGGCGCUGAAGAAAGAGGGCCACUUCUGUGACUGCACCAUCCUGGUGGGAGACAGCAGUCACCGUGCUCACAAACUCGUGCUGGCUGCCUCCAGCCUGCUCUUCAGGUCUCUCCUGGAAGGCUCUGACACCAUCUCCAUUGACACCACUGUGGUUUCCUCGCAGGAGUUUGGCUGUCUCCUGGACAUGGUCUACACCGGCAAGCUGCCCCUGGGCAAACACAACGUCAGCCGUAUUGUAACUGCUGCAGACAGUCUCCAGAUGUUUGAUGUAGCCGUGGGCUUUAAAAACGUCCUCACCAGCUUAGUGACUCAGACACGCCCAGUCCCUGUACAUUCUAUGCAAACCCCAACCCUCACGAAGAUCAACAAAGCCCAGAGCGUUCACCCUGAAGGUUUAGCCUCAACCAGCAAGAAUGGUUCACUUUCAGACAACAUGGAGAUUAGGGCUGAACCAACGAAGGAACACUGUAAGAGUGAAGGAGAUGACACAAAGGAACCAGCAUGCAAAAGACCCUGUGUGGAGCUCUCUGACUCCUCAGGGUCUGAAGAAGCCAAACGCUCAGAAAGUGCAGCAGAAGAAAACAGCUUGCAGGCAGUGGAGCUAUCCAGAGAGCCUGCUCUUCUAAAACGUUCCUCUGAGCUGGUAGAGCUUCUCACCACCGUGUCAUCUGUCGUGGAGCUGCUGAGCCAGGCAGCAAAGUGCAGCCUGGAUGAACAGGAGAGAGAGGUUGUGCUUCAGUGCUGUGAGGAGGCACAUCCCAGCAAAGUGUUGGAAAAGCUGAUGAGUAAAGUGAAGGACAGACUGAUCAGUGAGGGAGCUAUUCUCAAGCUCCUCCGUACCGUUGAGCAGAAAACUUUAUCCUCCUUCCCCUCACCACUGCUCUCUCUGCUGGAGGAGGUGGAGAGGAACACACAGCAGGCCGAUGAAAGCCCACCUACAGAGAAUGGUACCACAAGUGAAGAAAAACAGAAGGAAGAGGUGGACGAUAAAAUCAGUAAGGAGGAGACUGAAGAGGAGAAAGAUUCAAAUGCUACACCAGAGUCUUCGUCCCCUCCCCCCUCCUCUUCCCCUUCCUCCUACAACAAGCCCUUUACCUGUCACUGGUGUAAGAAGAGUUUUGAUUACAAGUGUCGAAUGCUGGCCCACACCAAGCGCUGCUCCAUGUCUCAGGAGUGUGAGCAGCAGUGCCCCGAAUGCCCUGAGAAACUGGCCAACCAGCGGGCUCUCCAGCGCCACCGGGCUGAGGUUCACCGUAACACCGGACGGGUCAAGAAGAAAGUGGCAUGUGACCUCUGUGGACGCACCUUCGCCCACCCAUCAGGUAUGAUUUACCACAAACGGACAGAGCACUUUGAAGAGAAGCCCUUUGCUUGUGAGGAAUGCGGCGCCAAGUUUGGUGCCAACUCAUCUCUAAAGAAUCACAUGCGGCUGCACACAGGAGAGAAACCUUACCGCUGCAAACACUGCGACAUGAGCUUCAGUGUGGCUGCUGCACUAGCAUACCACACCAAGAAGAAACAUUCUGAGGGGAAGAUGUAUGUCUGUCAGUACUGUAAGGCUGUCUUCGCCCAGUCCAUAGAGCUGACACGUCAUGUGCGAACACACACUGGUGACCGGCCUUAUGUGUGUCGGGAAUGUGGCAAAGGCUACAGCCAGGCCAGUGGACUCACUGUCCACCUGCACACCUUUCACAACUUGUCGGAGCCCCACGACUGUCAGAAGUGUUGUCUCAGCUUCUCCUCGCUGGAGGAGCACCGGCAGCACAUCCAGGAGUUCCACCCAAAGGAGUUCCACAAGUGUCCCACCUGCAACAAAGUGUUCACCAGCACCGCACUGCUGGAUAAACACAAGGCCACACACACUGGCAGCAAGCCGUUCAGCUGCGAGCUCUGCAACAAGUCCUACCAGCAACUGUCAGGCCUGUGGUACCACAACAGGACCAACCAUCCUGAUGUGUUUGCUAGUCACACCCGGCAGCUCAAGACCCUGGUCCAGUGUGACGUCUGCUUUAAGUUCUUCCCCAGUGCUGCCAGUGUGGCCAAACACCAAGCUGCUGAGCAUCAAGGCUCCGAGGCGACGGCGGUGCGUUGCGUGUACUGUAAGGCUGUGCUGGGCGGGGAUGAGGAAAUGCAGGAGCACAUCUGCAGUCAGCACAUCAGUCAGGACAGCGAGGCGUUCAGCUGCUCCCUCUGCUCCCUGGUCUGCAGCGCCCAGCUGGAGCUGCAGGAGCACCUGCUCUCCUGCCACAUUGAGACCCAGCAGGAGCAGGAGAGCAGAGAGGAGGAGCAGGCCUCCACCUCCUACACGGUGAUUGCAGCAGAUCCGACAGGGGGCAGAAAGGAAGGGACAUCGAACCUGCCUGAGCAGCAGAGGCAGCUGGGAGCCGGCCAGCAGGUGUUUGUAGCUCUAGCAGGAGGAAGAGAGGGCAGAUCAUCAGCGGAGCUGGUGGAGGUGAACAUGUACGACCUGCUGAACAGCUCCGUCACCUUCAUCUGCGAGGACAAACCAUCAGGUCCCAACUCUUAACUGAGAUCUUUGGACCCUAGAGGGCCAUGCAAGACACUGAGCAGUUUUAUUUUAAUCAUCAGUAUCACUGAGCCAGGGGCCUUUAGUGUUGCAGGUCUCUGGAGUUGUUGUUCCACUUUAAAUGUGAUCACUGUGUUUUAAUGAUAAAAGUUCCACUAGCCAUUUAUUGAACAUUCAACUACGACUGAACAAACUCCAUGCACUGGAAAAGACUCUUAGUGCUAAUAAUGUAUUCAUUAUAGGAUAAGAUUCAACAAAAGAUCAAAAAACGUCAGCCAAUCAUUUCUGACAUCCGUCGCCCGUCUGUGGCCCUCAGCACUGAAACCACUGAGUCCUACUGACCACACAGAUCUUUAAAAGUAGGUCACAAAUGUAGUUUCACUCUUUGAAAAAGCAGAAGGAUGAUGUCAAAAUAAAUUGUAUUUUUAAUAGUU